GGCAAGAUGUCCGUGGAGCCUUGGAGAAUCCCAUGGUGGAUACAAGUAUGUUGGAAGAAUUCAUCAGUAAUGAUGUAGAGUUUGGAACUUUGCAAAGCCAGUUGCCAGACUCCCCACCGGACUCUGGAUCGGAACCGUGUUCUCCGCCACAUCUCCAGAGAACUGUUAAGGACUGUGCUGCUGAAGUGCAAGAGUAUGACAACGAUGGGCAGAAUGCAGCUUUGGAAAAAUGCUGUCAAGCUCUAACAUGGCAACCAUAUCAAACUUCUCAGUGGAACAGCUUAUUUAACUCUAAUUAUGAAAAACUACCCGCUAUAGGAUAUCACAUUGUCACAGAUAAAGGAUUUAAUUUUUCAGUAACAGAUGAUGCUUUUGUGUGUCAGAAGAAGAAUCAUUUCCAAAUCACGGUCCAUAUUAGAAUCACUGGACAUCCAAAAUAUGUCAAAACUCAGCUAGGGGGGAAACCAAUAGAAAAGUUUUACUUGAAAGCUUUUGGAAUAAAGGUGGAAGCUCCAAAUCAAACAAUUGCUAUUGAACAGUCUCAGUCAGAUCGAAGCAAAAAAACUUUCCAACCCGUUAAAGUUGAUCUGCCAGGGGACCAGGUAACUAAAGUAACACUGGGAAGGUUGCAUUUCAGUGAAACAACAGCAAAUAACAUGAGAAAAAAGGGGAAACCUAAUCCUGACCAGAGAUACUUCAUGCUGGUAGUUGGACUGUAUGCUGUCUCUCAGGACCAAUUCUACCUACUGUCUGCGGGUGUCUCUGAAAAGAUCAUUGUGAGGGCAUCUAACCCAGGGCAGUUUGAGAAUGACAGUGAUGGACUGUGGCAGCGAGGACAUGUUCCAGAGACGACAGUCUAUCAUGGUCGAGUAGGAAUUAACACAGAUGCACCAGACGAAGCACUGGUUGUCUGUGGAAAUGCAAAAGUUAUGGGCAGAGUCAUGCAUCCAUCUGACAGCCGAGCAAAACAGAAUAUCCGGGAGGUCGAUACGAAUGAGCAGUUGAAAAGAAUAACACAAAUGAGGCUGGUGGAGUAUGACUACAAGCCUGAAUUUGCAUCUGUUAUGGGAAUAAAAAAUACCCAUGAAACAGGAAUAAUAGCCCAGGAAGUGAAGGAGCUUUUACCUGAAGCUGUUAGAGAAGUUGGAGACGUUGCUUGUAAUGAUGGAGAAAAAAUAGAAAACUUCCUCAUGGUUGACAAG
Molecule: messenger RNA, 1202 nt
Organism: Pterocles gutturalis (yellow-throated sandgrouse)
Lineage: Eukaryota; Metazoa; Chordata; Aves; Pterocliformes; Pteroclidae
Gene: MYRFL
Product: myelin regulatory factor-like
Exons: 10
Biological process (GO): protein autoprocessing; positive regulation of DNA-templated transcription
Cellular component (GO): nucleus; endoplasmic reticulum membrane
Molecular function (GO): sequence-specific DNA binding; DNA-binding transcription factor activity
Source: RefSeq, a predicted model, not a curated record